UAGCCAAGCGCGCGUAUCGACGCUCUGAACAAAACAAAAACAAAUAGCUUUUCCAUCAUCCCAUCCAGGCAGGUCAGAGCUGAGUUCAAACUUGACAAAGCAUUGUGUUUGGUUGUGAAAUCUCAAGAAACUGCAAUCCAGAGCCAUCACAUAAUGAACCACUCACAUGCUGAAGACUGGAUGUCCUGCACACUGUGCAGAGCGAACCACCAAGGACAACAGGUCUUAGAGAGAGCGAGAAGGAGAGAGGUCACUUGGCCCGAACCUAGAGAACAGGGGACCCCUCCUGUUCAGGAUGCUCUGACUUACACCACUAUAAAUGAAGCCUUUGGCAGCAUCCUGCAGUAUAUGACUUCAAGCAGCAGACAAUGUAGAAGAUACUACUCCAGCAUUCCAGCGUCUACCCAUAAUGCACUGGACAAGCGGCAUUGUGGGAGAUUUCAUGCUCCGAGAUACACAGAGCCCCGGAAGACGACACACCCACUGCAGAAAACUGAAGAUGUUCACAUCCAAGUCCAGCCUGGGACUUACGCCGUGACGGCCGGAGGCUGGGGCAGAGGCAAAGGUCAACAGACGCACGUCGUCCAUGUCAACCAAGGUCAAAGUGUCAACCUUGAUUUCACCAUGUGACCUCGACUUCGUGAAUCCACCAACGGCAGCUGAUUGUAUAGACUUUUUUUAGAAACUGAUUGCGCUGGUGGUUUUAUAGACUGAUUAUAAUAAUAAUAUCCCAUGUUUAUAUAGCGCUCAAUACAUCGAUCCAACGAUGUGCCUAUUAAAGC
Strongylocentrotus purpuratus (purple sea urchin) is the source of this 782-nucleotide messenger RNA. RefSeq names its product A-kinase-interacting protein 1. Gene Ontology annotation, cellular component: nucleoplasm. Gene Ontology annotation, biological process: regulation of non-canonical NF-kappaB signal transduction. Bases 154 to 630 code for a protein of 158 amino acids. The transcript has 6 exons. NCBI's taxonomy places the organism in Eukaryota, Metazoa, Echinodermata, Echinoidea, Camarodonta, Strongylocentrotidae. The record is from RefSeq and is a predicted model, not a curated record.